UUUCCAAAGUUAACUUCAAAGCCAAAGAAUUAAAGGAACCCACCUCCAGAUAUCACUGCAGCUGACUUUUUAAGCGAUAACCUUCUCCAAAUAUUGCAACAUGGCUUCUUCUUUACCUUCUUUUUAUGCCAUAGUUACACCAUCUUUCAAGCAUUGCAUUCGUCAACCCUUGCAAGUCAGAGCCCAAAGCUGUAGAGAUGGAGGUAGAUCAAGUGACCGCGUUGACGAGAAUUUGAGUGUUCUAAGGGAGAGGAUAGAGCAGGUGAAGAUCAAGGAGAAGCUGGAGAGAUGUUGCAGAUGCGAGUAUGGUUGGAACUAUGCAGCUGGCUAUAAUUACAAGGCGAAAAGAGAUGGGGGGAUAUCAGAAUUCUUUGAGCUUGUGCGUUUGGUUGGAAUAACUCUUGGCUUCACCUGCCUUACAGGCACCGUUUUCCUUUGCCUUGUUUCUUUAUUUGUUCAUUUGAAUCAAUGAUUUCAUCAAUUCUCGCAACAUAUAUAUAUUAUUCU
Molecule: messenger RNA, 507 nt
Organism: Theobroma umbraticum
Lineage: Eukaryota; Viridiplantae; Streptophyta; Magnoliopsida; Malvales; Malvaceae
Source: RefSeq, a predicted model, not a curated record